GCUCAAAGUGUCAGCUCCCAGGGUUGCCGCCCCGACCUCCGAGGCCUGGCGCGGACGCGCAGCCCUUCCCGCCCCGCUCCCCGGAAGCCCCGCCCAGGCCCGGGAGUUCCACGAACGCGGGCUCCCCAGAGCCCCCGGCAAGCUCCGCCUCUGCCAGGUCCUACUCCUCCGCCAGCCUCGGGGCCGGGAGACCCAGCCCCACCUCGACUCUCUUUGGAGGGACGGCCGAGGGCCGGCACCCGCUCUGCUCCUGUCUCCCUCUCCGCUCAGGGGUCCCUUUACCUGGCACUGCCGGGUUCCGAAGGUUAAAUUGUGAGGGGAGGUCCUGGCCCUCGGCCCCACCGCUGCCUCCCCCGAUCCCCGCCUCGCCGUCCAGCCCGUCGCCGGUGUGAGGUGUUUGGAAAAGCGAGUCCCUCUCUGCCCUUGCCGGCCCGAGGGUCGGUGUUUCCGGCGGCACCUGGGUCCAGUCAUCAGUCUUCCGGGGCCGGAACUCUUGAACCACAGACCGAGUUUCCCAGCCGGUGGGGUGAGGUGGAAGCGAGGACGAGACCGCGCUCACCACUGGGAAAAGGAAGAGGGCGGGCCCUGCGCGAGGCAUUUUGGGAACGCGUGGUAUUCUGGGAGCGCGGGACCCGCCAUUCGCUUGUCUCACGCUUCGCAGUCGGCAGAGUCGCGGCCGCACCGGGAAGGAGGAGGAGACCUCAGGCGAACUUGCAGUGGUUACUGUUUUGGACAGCUCAGGUCUACGUCCUACGUUCUCAAGAAUUCUCUUCCUGCCGAGAUGUCUAUUGGUGUGCCGAUUAAAGUCCUACAUGAGGCUGAGGGGCACAUUGUGACCUGUGAGACGAACACGGGAGAGGUGUACCGAGGGAAGCUCAUUGAAGCCGAGGACAACAUGAACUGCCAGAUGUCUAACAUCACAGUCACAUACAGAGACGGCCGAGUGGCGCAGCUGGAGCAGGUGUAUAUCCGUGGCAGCAAGAUCCGCUUUCUGAUUCUGCCUGACAUGCUGAAAAACGCACCCAUGUUAAAGAGCAUGAAAAAUAAAAACCAAGGCUCAGGAGCCGGUCGGGGAAAAGCUGCUAUUCUGAAGGCCCAAGUGGCUGCGAGAGGGAGAGGACGUGGAAUGGGCCGUGGAAACAUUUUCCAGAAGCGAAGAUAAAUUUAUCUGUUGGACAGAACUUUGCCCUCAUGUUUUCUUUAGGUUAUCUGGUUGUGAGGCAGGAAGGUGUGUGCUGGUGUAUAUGUCCUAGGUUAUUUGGCAUCUUUUUCUUUAGAUCAGGGGAAAUGCUACACUAAAUAAAUUUUUUUUUUUUCUUUUUGAGGAUACAAA
This is a messenger RNA of Sus scrofa (pig), 1333 nucleotides long. RefSeq names its product small nuclear ribonucleoprotein D3 polypeptide (gene SNRPD3). Gene Ontology annotation, cellular component: spliceosomal complex. Lineage: Eukaryota; Metazoa; Chordata; Mammalia; Artiodactyla; Suidae. The record is from RefSeq and is a predicted model, not a curated record. Gene Ontology annotation, molecular function: RNA binding. Gene Ontology annotation, biological process: RNA processing; spliceosomal snRNP assembly.